This is a messenger RNA of Cucumis melo (muskmelon), 1394 nucleotides long. Its product is annotated as low-specificity L-threonine aldolase 1-like. Gene Ontology annotation, biological process: glycine biosynthetic process; L-threonine catabolic process. Gene Ontology annotation, cellular component: cytosol. Bases 155 to 1237 code for a protein of 360 amino acids. The transcript is spliced from 10 exons. NCBI's taxonomy places the organism in Eukaryota, Viridiplantae, Streptophyta, Magnoliopsida, Cucurbitales, Cucurbitaceae. The record is from RefSeq and is a predicted model, not a curated record. Gene Ontology annotation, molecular function: L-allo-threonine aldolase activity.
CAGUUAAAGUACUUCCAAUAUUGAAUGACCCACGCCAAUUGAAGUGGCAAAGUUUGGCCAUUGCUUUACUUUUGAUUCAGAUAUAUUGCAACUUGCAACUCUUUGAGUUAUCCAUUUAUAAAGAUUGAUUACUGCAAUAGCAUAAUUGAUUAAGAUGGUGAGUAAUAGAAAGAUUGAUCUACGUUCUGACACGGUGACAAAACCGACCGAGACAAUGCGAGCUGCAAUGGCGAUGGCCGAGGUAGACGAUGAUGUGUUGGGUAAUGACCCAAUUGCCCUCGAGUUAGAAGAAGAGAUGGCAAAGAUAAUGGGAAAAGAAGAAGGGUUAUUUGUACCAUCAGGCACGAUGGGGAAUCUAAUAAGUGUUCUUGUGCAUUGUGAAAUUAGAGGGAGUGAAGUGAUUGUUGGAGAUAAUUCUCAUAUUCAUAUAUAUGAAAAUGGAGGAAUUGCAACUAUUGGAGGAGUCCAUUCAAGAACAGUUAAGAACAAAGAUGAUGGAACAAUGGACAUUGAUUUGAUUGAAGCUGCCAUUAGAAAUCCAAAGGGACAGCUAUUCUUCCCAACAACAAGGCUCAUUUGUUUAGAGAAUACUCAUGCAAAUAGCGGUGGAAGAUGCCUUUGUGUAGAAUAUAUUGACAAAGUUGGGGAGUUAGCUAAGAAACAUGAUUUGAAACUUCACAUCGACGGAGCCCGUAUUUUCAAUGCCUCCGUGGCUACGGGUGUUUCAGUUGAUCGAUUGGUACAAGUUGCUGACUCAGUAUCGGUAUGCUUGUCAAAAGGUCUAGGCGCACCGGUUGGUUCCGUUAUUGUUGGUUCCAAAAGCUUUAUUUCUAAGGCUAGAAGGGUUAGAAAAACAUUGGGUGGAGGAAUGAGGCAAAUUGGCAUCCUUUGUGCAGCUGGACUUGUAGCUCUUAAAGAGAAUGUUCAAAAACUUGAAGCUGAUCAUCACAAAGCCAAGCAACUAGCUAGUGGAUUGUGCCAAAUUAAAGGAAUAAAGGUGGAUCUAAAAUCAGUUGAGACAAAUAUUAUAUUUUUUGAAAUUGAAGAGGACUCCCAAAUCUCAGCAAAGUUAUUGUGUAAAAGCAUGGAGGAGCAUGGAAUUCUUUUGAUGCAAGAAAGCUUAUCAAGGAUUAGAAUCGUUCUUCAUCAUCAGAUAUCAACAAGUGAUGUGGAGUACACUUUGAAGUGCAUGAAGCAAUUUCUCUGUGGGGUUCCAGCACUUCAAAAUGGCAACUAAUUAGUAAUCACAACUCAAGUUUAGUGUCGAACAGGACCGGAUUUAUUAAGGAGCCAGCGAAUUACGUGCCCCCUCACAUUAUCGACUUUUGUAUUUUAAUAUUAAUUUUGAAGUACCAGACUAUAAUAUAUAUUAAACAAUACUUUAUUUUUUCAAA